AUUUUUUCCUUCCAUUUUCGACUCUAUUCGAGAGAAUGAAGACACAAGAUGGUUCAUCAUACCUACCAAUUUAUAAUGUUGCUUUGGGGGAAUUCUGAUCAAGCAGUACUGAGAGACAGUACAACAACGCAAACUGUGAGCACCAUAGCCGGGAUGAAAAUUGUCACACCCGACUUGGUCACUAUUUUGUUGAAUCGAUUCCCAGUUUUGAUCACUUCAGAUUCUAUUGCAAUCAGACCCAUAUCUGGAUUUGAGAACGGAACAAAAAGGGCAUCACAGUCCACAGACCUGGAUUGCUAAGCUACUUCUCAGGCCAAAGCGACGGAUCAAUUCCGGCUAGUUUUUCGCCAACGGCAAUGGAUUUUCCGUUGCAAUGGAAGCGACGGCGAGGGUUCGAUCAGGUUGGUCGAAAGGAAAAACAGAGUCAAGAAAAUGGAUAAGACAGAGCACCAUACAAACCAUGACUUCAAUGUCAAAGCAUGUCAACACUGGAGAUGGAGAAGAUAGAAUAAGCAGCUUGCCAGAUUCACUUCUUAUCCACAUUCUCUCGUUGAUUCCAACCAAAUAUGCGGUCAGAACCAGCAUUCUAUCAUUAAGAUGGAAGGAUUUAUGGUCUUUUGUCCCGAGUCUUGACUUUGAUGAAUGGUUGAGUGCAAAUACCAUUCCUGAUAAUGACACAAGUUUCAUGAAUUUUGUUGAUCGUGUACUUCUCCUCCACAAAUUGCCAUCUAUAGAAAGAUUUUCUGUCAGAGGUCAUUCAGGAAUUGCAGUAUCUCAUUUGUGUGAGUGGAUAAGAGUUGCCAUUAUGCGCCACGUCCGAGUGAUUGAUAUCCAAAUGUUCCCACACCGGCAUAUUAGCUUGCCUUCGGAACUCUUCACUUGCAAGACACUGAUACAGUUAAGCCUUGUAAGUGAACUUGUGUGUGAUACGCCCUUAAGCUCUGUUUGGUUGCCAAAUCUCAAGGACCUCCACGUUUCACUUGAUUAUCCGGGCAAUGACAUUACACAGAAGCUCUUUAGUAGCUGCCCCGUGCUUGAGGAUUUGUACAUUAGCGCCAACAUGGAGAGUGAGGAAGAUAUCGUAUUUAAUGUUUGUGCCCCUGCUUUGAAGAGAUUACAGUUUAACUUGGCUGCAUUUUUUGAGAAUGGGCUUGUGCUUACCACAAACAAGAUUGUCGUUAAUGCACCAGUUCUUGAAGCCCUGAUUGUUGAUGAUGACUAUUUGGCUUGCUAUUCUCUGAAGAACCUAUCCUCCUUAGUUUCUGCAUAUAUAGAUGUUGGAGACCGCUUUAUUGAAGCCAUAGGAAUGAAGGAACAUGCUAAUCAAAUAUUUAUGCUUCUGGAAGGAAUUACUAAUGUCAAGUUUCUUACUCUACAUACAGCAACUAUGGCGGUUCUCGACUUUGCUGAUGAUAAUAAGCUGCCACUUUUCCCGAAUUUGAUCCAUUUGAAGCUUUUUGUUCCCAAUGGCUAUUCUUGGAGGCGGCUACCAGACUUGCUCGGUAGCGCUCCUAAUCUGGCUACUCUGGUACUGAGUAAGAAUCAUGCAUCUGAAGAAGAAGAUGAUUUGGUUCAUGAAUUCAGCUGGGUUGAACCACAAAGGACGCCUACUUGUUUAUUGUCAAAACUUGAAGAGUUAGAAGUUAUUCUAUUUCAGGGAGAAGACGAUGAGCUGAAGCUGCUAAAGUAUUUUCUGGAAAAUGGCAAAGUGUUGAAAGAGUUGUUAAUUUAUGCUUGCCAUCUAACUUUUGAGGAAAAGUGGAAUUUCUUCGAGAAGGUAGUAAAGUUUCAAAGGGCUUCAAAAACUUGUCGAAUUACAUACACCGACAAAAACGUGUGUUGUUAAUUCGUGAGAUAUUGAGAUCUGCACUCUAAACUUGUUUCUGCACUUUCUAUGCUUUAAGACAAUGAUGUUAUUUGAACAAUUUCUUUAGUAAUUAUUGGUCUUUGGUUCCA
Molecule: messenger RNA, 1956 nt
Organism: Rhododendron vialii
Lineage: Eukaryota; Viridiplantae; Streptophyta; Magnoliopsida; Ericales; Ericaceae
Product: F-box/LRR-repeat protein At4g14103-like
Exons: 4
Coding region: 374-1846 (490 amino acids)
Molecular function (GO): protein binding
Source: RefSeq, a predicted model, not a curated record